Molecule: messenger RNA, 1241 nt
Organism: Lutzomyia longipalpis
Lineage: Eukaryota; Metazoa; Arthropoda; Insecta; Diptera; Psychodidae
Gene: aph-1
Product: gamma-secretase subunit Aph-1
Exons: 3
Coding region: 228-947 (239 amino acids)
Biological process (GO): Notch signaling pathway; protein processing; Notch receptor processing
Cellular component (GO): endoplasmic reticulum; gamma-secretase complex; membrane
Molecular function (GO): protein-macromolecule adaptor activity
Source: RefSeq, a predicted model, not a curated record
CCAGACACAUCCUAAGAACUUCCACGUGCCAAUGUGCAAAAUAAAUCAAAGUAAAGUUUUAGCGGGACGCAGGCUGCAAAUAAACAACUUCCUGACCACUCCUGUGCCGUGAAAAUUCACCAGAAACUCACAGUAAUUUCCCAUUGCACCGUAAAACGUGUAGUUUAGGGCAGAAAAGGUGGAAAGUUCAGGGGAAAACGUGAAGAAACUUUGCACCGUCCGGAACAAUGACACUGGCUGAAUUUUUUGGAUGCGCCUGCCUGGCUUUUGGGGCCCCACUGGCCAUGUUCACCUUCACAAUUGCCCACGAUCCCAUUCGCAUAAUCAUCCUCAUUGCAGCAGCCUUCUUUUGGCUCCUUGCAUUACUUCUUUCAUCCUUGGUGUGGUUUAUUGUUGUGCCUUUUCGUGGCUUCCUUGCCUUUGGGCUGGUCUUCUCCGUCAUCUAUCAGGAAGCCUUCCGGUAUGUGAUUUACAAGAUCCUGCGGAAGACAGAGAAGGGAUUGCAGGAAGUGGCGGACAAUGUGAGAGUGACGGAGAAUAAGCAUAUCCUCGCCUAUGUUUCCGGGCUGGGAUUUGGCAUUAUAAGUGGAGCAUUUGCCAUUAUUAACAUCCUUGCGGAUGCUGUUGGUCCAGCGACGAUGGGUCUGCUGAGUGGUUCGGAAAUCUUCUUCCUGACAAGUUCCGCCCAGACACUGUGCACCAUCCUCCUGCACACCUUCUGGAGCGUCAUCUUCUUCAAUGCUCUCGAUACCAGCAGGUACACCCACAUUGCGUACGUUGUACUGAGUCAUCUCUUCGUGUCGUGCCUGACCCUCCUCAAUCGGCGCGAACUCUACUGGGCCACCCUCCUGCCCAACUACACCAUCCUCCUUGUCACGGCAAUUAUGGCCUUUCGCGUUGUCGGUGGCUCAAUGCUCUCCUUCCGACGCUUCAUUACGUGCAAAUAAGACCCUCGCGUAUUCCUCUAGCAGACUGCUGACUGCUGCCUGAUGCUUCCUUCCCACGUUCACGCAAAAACUCAAUUAAAAUUCCCGCCCCAAACACAUUAUAUUGCUCUAAUUUAAUAAAAUGAUUUUCGCGCUCUUUGUAAAUUAUCAUAAAUGUUUAUAUACAUACAAUUACAUUCUACUUAAACAAAGUAGAAAAAAAAGAAUUAAAUUAUUAUUAUAAAAAAAUCAAUUCAUUUUGUCAAAUAAAAGAAAAUUGUGUUCUUUUUUUGCAUAAAAAAAAAGAAAAACAAA